This is a messenger RNA of Racocetra persica, 264 nucleotides long. NCBI's taxonomy places the organism in Eukaryota, Fungi, Glomeromycota, Glomeromycetes, Diversisporales, Gigasporaceae. The record is from the annotation of a GenBank genome assembly.
AUGCUUAAACCUAAUAGAAAAAAAAGAAAAAUUACCACAGCAGUACAAUCAACUUUGUCCGUCGCUUCUGAUGAUGAAAUUGAUAAUACAAUUGUAUAUUGUAGACUUUGUACUCAAGAAUUAGAUGAAUUAGACAGAAUUCAAGCACAACCAUAUCCCUAUAGCAAAUCAGGAAAUAGUACAGGAAACUUAGUAAAGCAUUUAUGUGAGAGGCAUAAUAUAACUUCAAAGAAUUAUAAAAGAUACCUCGAUGAUAAUAAACAA